CUCUUUGUCAUAAUUAAUUAAAAUGACAGGUUCGUGCACAAAGUAUUUCGCGUUCACGCAGGGUUCGGAGAAUCGCAACACUCUAAGGUUGUGUGAUGUAAGCAGUCUACCCUGAUGCAGGCAUCAGUGACUGAUUCUAUAGCUCAAACCCGUCACUUAUAGGUCACACAGAGAAGGUCAUACCGAGAUAACUUGACCAAUGCUCCGAGGCUCCCCUUCUUUGUCAUAAUUAAUUGAAGAAAGUAUUUACAGCAGGGUGAAACAAGAAAAGCUUUUAAAAUGCACAUAUUAACAGGCAGAAAAACGUAUCUAUUUGCUGUGCCAAGACAGAGAAGAAAGAAAGCAAAACAAAAAGAAGAGGGAGUGCUUCAUUCUUUCUUCUUCUUCUUCUUGGGUUAUUGUGAAAAUGGGAGCUGAGGUGAGUAAACAGGUGGAAAGACGAAAAUCUAUUCACACUCAGAAGAAAAUCUUGUAUGAUCUCAAGGAGAAAAAUGGAUGCAAUUUCCCUGGUUGUGAUUAUCAUGUACAAGACAGAAAAAAUUGGAUGUCAGCACUUAUCCCUGAAAAACUCCAUGUCAACAAGAUUGUUUGGCCAGGUACACAUGAUUCUGCAACUAACAAGAUUGGAAUCCCAUUCAUCUCUCGCCCUUUUGCUCAAUGCCAAUCUUUGUCCAUUUAUGAACAACUAGUAAUUGGCGCUCGAGUUCUUGACAUCCGUGUUCAAGAAGAUCGUCGUAUAUGCCAUGGCAUCCUUCUUUCCUACAACGUUGACGUCGUUAUCAACGACGUCAAGAAGUUUCUGUCUGAAACAGAUUCAGAGAUAAUAAUCCUAGAAAUUCGUACUGAAUUCGGACAUGAUGAUCCCCCGGAUUUCGACAAGUACCUGGAGGAUGAGCUAGGGGAAUUUCUCAUCCACCAAGAUGACAAUGUUUUCAACAAGACAAUUGCAGAAUUAUUGCCAAAGAGAAUAAUAUGUGUUUGGAAACCAAGAAAAUCACCUCAGCCAAAACAUGGAAGUCCGUUAUGGAGUUCAGGUUACCUAAAAGAUAACUGGAUAGAUACUGACUUACCUGAAACGAAGUUUGAGAGCAACAUGAAGCAUUUGAGUGAGCAGCCACCUGUAACAUCUCGGAAAUUCUUUUACAGGGUGGAGAAUACGGUCACGCCACAGGCUGAUAAUCCAGUUCUGUGUGUGAAACCGGUGACAGAUCGGAUUCAUCCAUAUGCAAGACUGUUUGUAAUGGAAUGUAUCUCUCGAGGUUAUGGUGAUCGGUUGCAGAUAUUUUCAUCAGACUUUAUUGAUGAAGAUUUUGUGGAUGCAUGCAUUGGUCUUACAAAUGCAAGGAUUGAAGGGAAGUUCUGAAUCUGAAUGAAUGUUUAUAGGCAAAUAGUAAAUAUGUAUGUGUUUCAGACAUUUACUUAUAUGUAUAUAGUUUGAGUAGCAGGUAGGAGUACAGCCCUACUUGCCGAAGAUGGAUUAUUCUCUAGUCUGUAUAUAGGUCUUGUAUGGUCCAACUUGUUUGAAAUCGAGAUGUAAUUGUUGUUGUUGUGAUUGGUUUUCUGUGGUAAGAUUGUUUUUUUUUUUAGGAAUUGAGUAUGCAAGAACAUGAUAUAUGAGAAGAAAAACAUUCUUAGCUGUUAUUGGG
This is a messenger RNA of Nicotiana tabacum (common tobacco), 1646 nucleotides long. RefSeq lists its product as uncharacterized. The record is from RefSeq and is a predicted model, not a curated record. NCBI's taxonomy places the organism in Eukaryota, Viridiplantae, Streptophyta, Magnoliopsida, Solanales, Solanaceae. Gene Ontology annotation, biological process: lipid metabolic process. Gene Ontology annotation, molecular function: phosphoric diester hydrolase activity.